GUUCGAAGAACGAAGGGGAGAGAGAGAAAGAGAGAGAAUUGGUCACAGGCAGAGAUUCGAGUUAUAACUGGGAAUUCCUUUGAAUUUUAUUUUGUUCCGCGAAUCCGAAGCAGAGCAGAGCAGAGCAAAGCAAUGGCAGCAAAACAAUCAUCCACUUCUGAAAGGAUUGAGGCGAAAGGGUUUACGGUGCAAGGCAAGACGGCGAUAGUGACGGGCGCAGGGUCAGGCAUAAACUACUCCUUCGCAGCGCUCCUGCUCUCGCGCGGCUGCAACGUCGUGCUCGCGGACCUCGCUCUACGUCCCGAAGCGCAGAACCUACUACAAACCUACUCCUCGCACCCACGCGCCAUGUUCGUCGAAACCGACGUCACAGACUGGAAGCAACUGGACCGAAUGUUCGAAACGUGCGCCCGCGAGUUCCCACAAGGACUCGACAUUGUGUGUCCCGGGGCAGGCAUCUACGACCCGCACUGGACCAACUUCUGGCAUCCGCCGGGGAGCAGCAGCGGGGUAUCUCGGGAUGACCCCGAAGGAGGACGCUACGCUUCACUGGAUAUCAACAUCACGCAUCCAAUUCGCACGACGCAGCUCGCCAUCUCGCGGUUCCUCGACGCAGAGAGAAAUGGAGGAAACAAAGCGAGUCCUGCUAAUCCCAAACGCGUGGUCAUUGUUAGCAGUAUUGCAGGGCAGAUGGCGAAUCUGAACACGCCGCUGUACGUAGCGGGCAAACACGCAAUGAAUGGGUUCAUCCGGAGUCUGGCUGCUCUCGAAGCGCGGGUCGGGAUCCGCGUGAACGGGGUUGCGCCGGGGAUUAUCAAGACGCCGCUAUGGACUGAGCAUCCGGAGAAGAUGGCGUACCUAGACUCUGGAAAAGACGAGUGGGCGACGCCCGAGGAGGUAGCGGAGGCGAUGGUGAGGUGUGUUGAGGACGAGGAGUUGGGAGGGGGCGUGGUGUUGGAGGUGGGCAAAGGGCAGACGAGGAGGGUUGAGGCGCUGAACGAUGGGGGGCCGGGCGGUGCUGGGCAUACGGUGAGUAGGCUGGCUGAGAGCUACGAGGAAGUGUACGGGUGGUUGGCGCGGGAAGGGUGGGGGCAGAGGAAAAGAGAGAAGUCUGUGUUGUGAGUAAGGAUGGUAGAAUGAGUGUGAGGGAUUUGUCAAUUGCAAAUCUGGACGGUCUGUGAGGUGAGUGAGGCGGAGAUGUGACGCGCGGGCGGGUACC
This is a messenger RNA of Periconia digitata, 1219 nucleotides long. The record is from the annotation of a GenBank genome assembly. Lineage: Eukaryota; Fungi; Ascomycota; Dothideomycetes; Pleosporales; Periconiaceae.